This is a messenger RNA of Abrus precatorius (Indian licorice), 1404 nucleotides long. RefSeq names its product tryptophan aminotransferase-related protein 4-like. Gene Ontology annotation, biological process: amino acid metabolic process. The record is from RefSeq and is a predicted model, not a curated record. Gene Ontology annotation, molecular function: carbon-sulfur lyase activity; transaminase activity. The transcript is spliced from 5 exons. Lineage: Eukaryota; Viridiplantae; Streptophyta; Magnoliopsida; Fabales; Fabaceae. The coding region runs from base 1 to 1404 and encodes 467 amino acids.
AUGUGCAAUAGAUGGAAUAUAAAUUGGACACAAAAUGCUACGGAAGAAGCUGAAGCUGUAUCAUCUAUCUCGUGCUCAGGCCAUGGAAGGGCUUUCUUGGAUGGUUUAUUUCUUCAUGGCAAGCCAGUUUGCGAGUGCAACAUGUGCUAUGGAGGAAGUGAUUGCUCACAGCUCUUAUCUGAUUGCAUGGUUGAUGCUGAUAGUGGAGAUCCAACAUUUUUGGAGCCCUUUUGGAUGAAGAAUGCAGCUAGCAGUGCCAUAGUGAUUGCAGGGUGGCAUCGGAUGAGCUAUGAAUUCAAUGAUGGGUCUCUCAUCUCACAAGAGUUGAAGGCACGCAUUCGAAAAGUCCAUGCCAGCGUUGGAAAUGCUAAUACAGAUGGAAAGUACAUAAUAUUUGGAGCAGGUGCCACCCAUCUUCUUAAUGCUGCAGUACAUGCACUUUCUUCACCUGCUUCAAAUUCACCCACAAAAGUGGUAGCUUCAACUCCUUAUUACCCGGUUUAUAAAGAGCAAACUGAAUUUUUCAAAUCUGAGGAUUAUAAAUUCAAUGGGGACUCAUCAAUGUGGAAGAGUGAUGCAUCAAACACGACAUUUGUUGAGUUGGUGACUUCUCCUAAUAAUCCAGACGGCCAAUUGAAGAAGGCUGUUCUUCAAGGCCAAUUUGUGAAGACAAUUCAUGAUCUUUCCUACUUCUGGCCGCAUUUCACACCUAUCCCAGCACCAGUUGAUGAAGAUUUAAUGAUAUUCUCACUUUCUAAGCUAACAGGUCAUGCUGGAAGCCGAUUUGGGUGGGCAAUAAUAAAGGAUGAAGCAGUUUACAAAAGAAUGUUGACAUACAUGGACUUGAGUACCUAUGGUGUUUCUAGAGAGACUCAACUAAGGGUUCUAAAGCUUUUAAAAGUAGUCCUAAGUGGAAACGGGAGGUCAAUGUAUGAAUUUGGAUACAACACCAUGAAGAACCGAUGGACCAGAUUGGGGAAAAUUUUGUCUCAAUCAAAAAGAUUUUCUAUUCAAGACUUAAAACCUCAAUCUUGUUCGUUUCGCCAGCAACUCAGAACACCUUCUCCAGCUUUUGCAUGGUUGAAGUGUGAAACAUCAAUAUCAGAAGGUCGUUCUUGCUAUGAACUUCUCAAAGCAGUUAAUAUUACUGGCCGUGCAGGAAGUAGGUUUGGUGUUGACAACAGUUAUGUGCGUCUUAGCUUGGUUAGGAGCGAAGAUGACUUCGAUUUAUUGCUAAAACAGAUGAAUAAGAUAAUUUCUAUGGAAACAUAUGAUAAACAUGUGGCUAAAACUUCAAUUGAUUCAAGGCAAAGCAAUGAGUCUACGCCGUUGUUGCCUAUUGAAUGUUGUAGGAAUAGAUCAUUGGAUUUGAGAUUUGCAUUAUACACAUUAUCAGAACUUUGA